GUGGCGUUCGGGAACACUGCGACGGCUGAACCUGUCAGCGGAUCCAAAAAGACGGGGAGAGAAAUUUGUGUCAUGGGGCAUCACAGUACCGCCGGGAACCCCUUGGCGUGCCUGGUGCUGAUGGCGGUAGCUCUUCUCGUGGUGCGCGGCGCAGAGGGGUUGGCGGUCCGCAGGCAGGAGGGAGAUCACCUCCCCGUCGCGAAGCCCGCGUCGUACUCGUACGCGACGACAGACGACCAGGGACUUGCCCCGAGGUCGCAGAGGAACAGCAGGAGGCCGCCGCACGCCACCCACCACGCCGAGGAGGCCAAAGUGGCGACCCACCAGACCGCCAUCCACCACGGGGGAGCCGCUGGGAGGAGGCGCCUGGAGACGUACCCCAGUCACCAGAAGGCGGGUCCGAAUCACAGGAGGUCCCAGGUCUCCCGGUACGAGAGACCGCAGAUAUCCGAGUCCCAAACGGUGGAGCGCAAGGAGACGACACACCGCAGACCCGCUUAUGCUGACACUCCGCUGGAGAGGACCGAGAAGAAAUCGGCCAAAUACUCUCGGACCUCCUACGACGAGCCCCGUGUUUCGAAGCCCAGAAGAAAGGCCGGUGCACGGAAACAUAACUUCGCUGACGAUGAGCCAGCCAGUUUCCCAUCUCACCAUGAGGUUCGGAAAACCCCGGUACCACAAGAGCACUACGAGGAGACCCCGCGCAGCCUGCCAUCCCACCGUGUAGAGCACAAGGCACCGGUGGAGCACGCGCCUUCUUACGAGGAAGUAGAAGAACAGGACGAAGGUGCCCAACACCACUCUUCCCAUGUGGUGGAGCACAAGGUGUUGGCCGUACCGGAAGAAGAUCACUACCACACGAGCAGCGAGGCGGUGAAGAGCCCAUCGCCGUUCAAGGCGCGCCACGCGGAAGACCAGAAGCCGUCGGCGUCUGGCGACCACAAGAAGGGUCACCACGGCCACCACAACGAGAAGCACGAAGAAGGCGGCGGUCACAAGCACCACGCCGACCACCACGACGAGAAAGGCCACAAGGGCCACAAGGGCUACAAGGGCUACCACGGGCACGAGGAAGGCGAGAAGGGCCACCACGACAAGGAGCACCACAAGAAGCACUACGAAGAAGACGGCGGCGAAAAGCACAAGCACCACCACGAGGACGGCCACUACGGCGAGCACCACCACGAAGAGGAAGGCAAGAAGGGAGCCAAGUACGGCGAGGAAGGAGAGCACAAGAAGGGACACAGCACCAAGGGGGAGCACAACGUGCACAAGAAGGACGAGUACGAGAAGAAGCACGAGUUCUACGACGAGCACCACGAGGGAGGGGACCACGAGAAGCACGGGGAGUACUCCGGUGAGCACGAACACCACGAAGGAGGGCACGAGAAGAAGGGACACCGCCACGGUGAACACCACGAGGAGCACCACGGCAAGAAGGGCCACCACGAGAAGGGACACCACGAACACGACCACAAGGGCCACAAGGAGCACAAGGGCCACGAGGAGCACCACGACCACCACGAGGAGCACAGCAAGAAGGGGGGAGACGAAGACGGCAAGAAGUGGGGCUACAAGAAGUCCGACAAGGGAAAGCGGCGCUAGUAAGUCCUGCAACCGCAUCGCCACCUGUGAUCACGAAGUCCGUGUGGCUAUCGUAGCCACUGUCUAAGUAAACUUUGGCUUAGAGUUACUACCAUCAAAAUAUCCUAAAAGGUAAACGGAGUUUCGGUGGUUUAUGAUGGCACCAUCUUCAGGGUUGAAUCACUUGUUGCUGUAUAUAUCCACAAAAAAAAAUAUUCAGAAAAAUAAUACUUGUGUAUAAGGCAUGUGAGUAUUUAGAUUAAUAUUUAUUCUUAUCGGAAACAAAUUAUAUAAACAAAGUAAACCUUUUAUAUGAAUUAUGUCCUUUCGGGUAGGAAAGCGACUUAUGCGUUAGAAAAAAAAAUUGUUUGAGUUGAUAUUUACAGUUAUAUACUUUGGCCUUUCUGACAAUGAUGUUGAUGCUUUGAAGAUGGCGGUCCAAAUGUCGGUUAUCUGCAGAUCAUAAGCAUGCGUGAACUUGGAAACCCUGAAUUUACGCGUGGAUAAAACUAAGUCUUCCCUGAAAGAAUUAAAUUAAUUUCCCCAAGGCUGAGGCAAGGUAAUAAAACGCAGUUUAGCUGAACGAAGUGUUUACGUAAAUGUCAGUCUAUCCCCAAGUUAUUCUUCAGAACGUAAUAUACCGGUUGGAUAAAAUUGUGCUUAUCAAAUAGUGCAAAACCAAUGUUUAACCUACUGCAAAAUAUAUAUUGUAAUAUGAGCAGAAAUCUGUGAUAAUAAUCAUCUAAUAACUCUGUCAUUCCAUCACCAGAAAUUAUUUUUUUGUGUCAGAUAGACAUUUAAUAUCCCUGUAUGUAAUUUAAUGACGUUACUAUAAUAAUAAUUUCCAAGGUAAAAACAAUUUUCUUUCUCAGGUAUUAUUGGCAGAAAUGUAUUUUUUCAAAAUGUUGUAUUCAUGUGUAAGCGCUGCAGAUACAAUUUAUGUGAUACUGAGAAGGUAAUAUUUUGUAAUACCUUUUUGUACCCAUGCAUCUUUCACAAAUAAUAGAAUUUCUUCAGAUGGAUCUCAAUAGUAGAUAACCAAUUCAUAAGUUAAGGGAGUAGGCUAGCUUAAAUAUUUUUAUGAGAUCUGUAACAAAUAAAUAAUAAUUUUGAAAAUUAGUUAAUAUUUUAGAAAAGAACUCACUGUUUCAAUAUGCACUUUUUAGUAAUGUUUUUACUUACCUACGUCAAUCAUAGACUAAUUGGUACAUUUAGAAAACUAUUUGUAUAAAAUAUUCCCAUUGAUAUUUUUUACGUUUAUUUAUGUGUAAUUUGAAAAAAAAACUCACUGUCAGUUUUCUGACGAACAUGGUGCUUCAAAGUUCCUUAAUCCUAAAUCGACUCAUGCUGUAUAUAUUGUGCAAAAAUGUUGUUAGAAUCUAUUUUCAAGCUUUUAAAUAACAAUAUAAUUCUAAUUUUUCGUUAAGUUUUGGCAAUUUUUCAUACAAUAAAUAGGUACUGAAUUUAGUUCAACAUAUUCUGAUUAAUAUCAUCAUAAAUAAAAUCUCUUAUGGGUCUUAUGGUAUUUCUAAAUUGUUUAAAAUUACUUGUAUAACUUCAAGAAAAUAUAUUUAUGAUAUUUAGCAUAGCUAAAGUAAUGAGCAUAUUCUGAAAAUAUGUUUAAUAUUUAUUUAUCAAUGUACGCAAAAUAAAAUAUUUAUUUGUAUUAUUAAAACUUUAAUUU
Molecule: messenger RNA, 3268 nt
Organism: Bacillus rossius redtenbacheri
Lineage: Eukaryota; Metazoa; Arthropoda; Insecta; Phasmatodea; Bacillidae
Product: histidine-rich glycoprotein-like
Exons: 1
Coding region: 73-1605 (510 amino acids)
Source: RefSeq, a predicted model, not a curated record